AUGCGCCUAUUUCUGAUCCCAAUCUCGACGAGACGGGUGCUGAUCUACGCUCGGCCACUGCGGAGGGAUUCGCCCAAGGAGCUGUCCCUGCUGGACCGGGUCACCAGCAAAGCCGCUCAGACCUGGGCCACCUGGGAGGAAGCCGAGAAAGGCUGGAAGAAGCAUCUCGUCCACUGGGGGAACCGAAUGCAACAGCGCAUCCCCUAUGAAGAAUGGGGACUGAAGAGCAUCCCUUCGCUCAAUGCGCAGCGGCGUCUGGAUGACCAAUAUGGCACACACAAGAUUGAUGUGCUCUUCCCGGGCAACUCGGUGCGAUUGAGCCGCAUCCCCAAUCUGCUGCGAGCGAUUGCCACGGACAGGCAGGAAUUGCAUCGCAAGAAGAUGUGGUGGAGCUUUGCGGCGGCGCCGAUUACUGCGCCGCUGGGGCUGAUCCCCAUAAUCCCGAAUAUCCCCUUCUUCUAUCUAGUUUAUCGAGGCUGGUCUCAUUGGCGAGCAUUGAACGGCUCGAAACACUUGGAAUAUCUGGUGCAAAACGACCUUCUCAAUCCUAUAUCCCUCCCCGAGCUGGAACGGCUAUAUGCCAAGCGCGCAUCGUAUGCGCUCGACGAUACCCAGGUCGAUACCCCGCCAUCGGAGAUGGUCGAGGACAUGGAGCAGAGCGAUGACCGGGUGUUACUGAAGAUGUCCGAUGCGAAGAAGCUGGCGUCAAUUUUGGAGGCGCCCGAGCUGGCAUUGGAAGCGGAGCGGGCCAUUGUCCAGGUCAGCGGGCAGCUCAAAGCACAGCAAGAGCAAAAGGAGAAAGCUGAAGCUGACAAGAAGAGUCGCUGA
Penicillium lagena is the source of this 828-nucleotide messenger RNA. Its product is annotated as mitochondrial K+-H+ exchange-related family protein. Bases 1 to 828 code for a protein of 275 amino acids. NCBI's taxonomy places the organism in Eukaryota, Fungi, Ascomycota, Eurotiomycetes, Eurotiales, Aspergillaceae. Gene Ontology annotation, biological process: potassium ion transport; proton transmembrane transport. The transcript is spliced from 3 exons. The record is from RefSeq and is a predicted model, not a curated record. Gene Ontology annotation, cellular component: mitochondrial inner membrane.